Molecule: messenger RNA, 3005 nt
Organism: Fundulus heteroclitus (mummichog)
Lineage: Eukaryota; Metazoa; Chordata; Actinopteri; Cyprinodontiformes; Fundulidae
Exons: 5
Coding region: 1371-3005 (544 amino acids)
Source: RefSeq, a predicted model, not a curated record
AUAUACACUGUGGGGAUUAUAAUACAAAACUCUUAGUCUCCCACACUGGGUUUCGAUCCCACGACCUCUUGCAUGCACCUGCUGUCUCCCGAUCUACGAGCAAAGUAAGCCCAAAGUAAGCCCAAAAGUAAGCCCACUCCAGCCAAUCGCAGCGCGCCCUCUGCCGGCGCUCGGCCAAUCACCUGCCCCCGCUGGUGGGCUUACAUUUGACCAAUCGCCUUCCAGCACCCGGAUCCCUCAUGAGCGCUCGGAGGAAGACGCUCCGCAGUCAUCUUUACGUUGACAACUGUCUGGACUACUUUGACGAAUGGUAAGUUUAAAAUAUAUAUGAAUAUUCUCUCUCUGUUUAUUACAAAUACCGAGCAUGCUGCAAAGACGGCAGAUUGAUACGAACUCUUUCUGUUAACGUCUCGGUUUUAGCCGUUGUGUCUGUCGCUAGCUUGUACAGCGACCGUCAAGCUUUUUUCAUACAGUAAUAAUAAUAUUUUACAUGAAUGUGAUCAAGUUUGCAUUUUGAUCACACUUGAUCGCGCUGUUCUGCUGCUGUUAUAACCCGCUGCUGUAAUAAUGCGCGCUUCGCGGAGGUUGUGCGCGCCGGUCGCCCCACUUAAAACCGGCCCGUUUAGCGCUAUUCAGAUUAGUUAUGACUUUCAUACAGUAAUAAUAAUAUUUUACAUGAAUGUGAUCACGUUUGCAUCUUGAUCACACUUGAUCGCGCUGUGCUGCUGCUGUAAUAAUGCGCGCUUCGCGGAGGUUGUGCGCGCCGGCCGCCCCGCUUUAGCGCUAUUCAGAUUACAGUUAUGAUCAUCACUUUAUGAAUGAUCAUAAGUGCGGACUUCUUUGAUUUUUGUCUACCUCCCUCCCGCCAAGAAAAUAAAUUGAAAUUACACCUGGUAUUAUAGCAACAACAUUAUACGAACAAGUAACACGAUUAUAUUAACAAGUGUUGAUUCAUUUUUGAUAGAAUUAUUAUUAAUAUAUCCUAAUUUUAUUUUACUUAAUUCCCGCCUAAAAUAGCGCGGUUUUAAAAACAAAUGGAAAUUACACUUGAUAUAAUAUUGUUACUACAACACCAACAAGUCUUAUUUUUGUCUUUAAUACAUUUAUUGCAAAAAAGUUUAUUAUAAAAUAUAUAUUUUUUUAAAUUCCCGCCUAAAACAAUGCGCUUUAUUUGCAGUAUAGUACAAUUUUUGAUACCUGGUGAUGCUUUAUAGCAUCAGUAAAUGGUAAAUAAAUGCUGCUGCUCAUUUGUAAGUUCUUUAAAUGCUGAUUGUAAAAAUUGACAUAAAAAUCCAGAGUAAUGAUCGUGCAAUAUUUCAAAUGAUAUUUCUACCAGUCACAUUGUGCUUAUGCUGCUCUCCUUUUAGAUCAUGUAUGCGUAUCCUGUGUUCCAUAAAACUCCUCAGGGUCGACUCCUGAUGGGGCCGACUGAGGAGGCAAAUAGGAGUACGGUGGUGGUGGCCGGGAGGGCCCGGCGUAAGGAGGAGGUUCUGGCCGAGGCAACUGCCUUUGUGAGGCAGAACGGAGGGGAUCCUGGUGACCAAUUCCUGGUUCUGGCUCAUUGUAAGAUCCAGUUUGGAAAACACCAGAACCAGAGGUUCCGCUGGCUGCUGGAGAACUCCCUGGGUUACGCGGUGUACCUGGUCAGCAGCAUCAUGGGGGAGGAGGAGAGGGACAACCCGCUGUCGGCCAGCAAACACCUGUUUCUCAGGUACACCUGCCAGAUCAGGGAGAUAGGGGAGGCUGUGGAGGUGUAUUGGAAGAAACAGGCGUUGCUCCAGGAGGCCCAGAGGAGCGGUGACUCUGGGUGUUUGAUGGUGGAGUUUGGCGACUUCAAGGGCAGGUCCAUGAAGGAGGUGUAUGAGGACCCAGGCAAGGAGGCCCAGGCUCUCGUCACCUACCUGAAGACAGCAAAGGCCAGGCCCAACACCAACAUGGCCCUUUUCAAGGACUAUGUGCUGAAGAGGCAGGCUUCAGCUGUAGCCCACCUGCCCACUGUGACCGCUCCUUCCUCCUCCUCCUCCGCUGCUGCUCCACCUGCUGCUGCUCGACCUGCUGCCACUCAGAGCAGGCCCCUGACGGCUGCCGGCGUUAACGCUCUGCUGGCACGUGGGAAGCAUUUGUCUCCCUCACAGUUGGCACGAAAAAUUGUUUCUCCAGCCAAACCCUCUCCAGUGCCACGUGUCCCCUCUCCAUCUACAUCCGCUGCCCGCAGACAGCUCUUUAACUGUGACGCUGUUGGUGCUGCUGGGGAUUUUUUUAAGGAGCAAGACGACCAGGAGAUGGUGACUGUGGCCUCGCAAGCUGAGGAAAAACUACCUCAAGCCUCAAGAGGCCCUGCUCCUCCUGCUCCUGCUCUUGCUCCUCCAGCGCUGUGGACUCCUGGCCCCGUGUUCCAGCCCCCUGCAGAGCUUCCUGGACACUGGAAGGAGCAUCUUCCAUCUUUCCAGCAGGACUGGAUCCGGAAGGCUUUAUUCAGGGCUAACCCUAAAACAGGGAAGCCAGAGCUGGUGCCACAGCUCACCUUCUGGUGGUACCCUCCCCAGCCUCCGACCACCUUCACCCAACCUCAUGCCUCUCCUGAUCUCUUCUUCUGCCGCCCUUUGUUUCUCUGGAUGCCUCUGAAGAUGUGGUCCAUUCCACUCAUCUGUGUCCAGCCAGCUUGCAAUAGUCACAGGCUGACUGCAGCUGGCCUGUACAGCACUGUGCGCAAGGUGCUGGACAUAGAUGGGUGGUAUGAUAUGGCCACAGAGUAUCUAGAGUGCAAAGGGUGUAAGAAGAAGUAUCCGGCCUGGUCAGAGGACAUCCUGGGACAGCUGGACAUGGGACACCGCAGGAAAUUCCCCGCCCUUCUGACAUACAGGUACUCAUGCGACUACAGAGUGGUCAUCCUGAUGCGGGAGAGAACACAGGGCAACAGCGUCACGCAGCUUCACAAGAAGCUGCAAGAGGAGCACAGCGCAGCAUGGACCCCGGCGCACGCUGGAGUACUUUGCUGCCUGUGA